Molecule: messenger RNA, 201 nt
Organism: Cetraspora pellucida
Lineage: Eukaryota; Fungi; Glomeromycota; Glomeromycetes; Diversisporales; Gigasporaceae
Source: the annotation of a GenBank genome assembly
AUGAAAUCAAAUCUAAACAAUAGAUCUAAAUAUAGCAUUUUAUUUAUCCAAAAUAUUGAACUAAAGCAAACUAUUGAAUUAGAACAAAUUAUUGAAACUAAUUAUAAUAUUAAAAUUAACCAAUAUAUUGAACUCAACAAAAUCAAUAUUCUUGAAUCUAAUCAAAGCAUUAAACUUAACCAAAAUAUUGAACUCAGCAAA